AUGGAGCUUGCGGCUAGUAUUGAGCCUUUUCUUUGCCCCCUAGCCGCGUUCCUCGACCCCAAUGACAAUGAUUUCUAUCGGUUGUGCCAAGCAGAGCACAAUGAGCUUGUAAACGAGAACCAGUCAACUCUCAUCUGGGGCUUGUCGGCCUGCAACCCGUGCAACAGGGUAAACGCUUUCUCCUCCAAAACGGAUCAUUCAUGGCGAGUAGAUGGCAGCACAGCGAUGGGCCGCCAACUCUUCAUCACGCCAACAUUCCUGCUUCCAGAGCUUCCCGUCAAACGUAUCGACCUCAUCAUACCGUGUCAAUCAAAGCAUCCAACUGGCAUCCGGCGAAUGCUCCGCUCGUCAGCACUUUAUCACGUAUCGAGCGCGUCAGUUAGGCAAUUAGAGAUUGUGCAAUAUCUUGAGCAUAUCCUCUCUCGAUGGUCAUCCGGGAUUCCAUAUUUUGAUCAGAUCUACAAGGCUGUGCCUUUUGGUUCAAGGAUAGUUGUCGAAGAGCUCGCCGCCGAUAUCAACAAAAUCAAGGUCAGAUUGAUACCAAACAAAGGCUUUGCGGAGAAACUCGUCCCACUUGUCCAUCUUUACAACCUUUGGAAGCUGCCAGCGGGUUCUUGGCCAGUCUCCGUUCCCGUAGAAGACUUGCAACACAUAUCCCACUUGAACGGCAAUGUGUCGGUGGUGCAACUUCCACAUAAACAUGGAUCAGAACUAUUCGUCUUCAAGACGAACCUGAGGGAGCCUAACAGCAUAUACCAUGAACUCAAACUCUUGCUCACAAUGGCCCCGCAUCCGAAUAUCAUACCAAAACCUCGCUACGUGGUGACCACUGCAGACGAUGGAGCACCUUCUCCUAGGCUGCUGGGUUUUAUCCUUGACUACUAUGGAUCCGGGACGCUGCAAAGUGUACUAGAAGGAAACUCGCGUCUCCCAUUGCGUACAAAGAUGAGAUGGGCGAUGCAAAUUGUGCGUACAAUGAGUGCGAUAAGCGAAAGUCCAGCUCAGUUCUAUUCGGAUCUGAAGCCGGACAACCUCAUGCUCACGCAGGACGGCCUUGACCUGGUCUUCAUCGACUUUGAACAAGCGGGCAACUGGGACACGUUCUUGGCACCUGAGCUCUCAUACCAACUAUGGAUGGAAAAUCUAUCGCAUAACCCGGGUGUCCCACUAGCACAGCGCGAGAGAUACGAAAACAUCCUCAAGAUAGUAGGGAGGCACGGAUCAGGAGAAGAUGUUCUUGGCCCCACGGACACGUUUCGGAAUUCAUGGAAAUCUUUGCCACCUCCGGAAAGAGAACAGGCCAUGGUUUUCACUGUUGGGAAAAUUCUUUGGUGCAUAUUUGAAGAAGUCGCGCAUACCCGCAACUCGACUGACGAAAGGUACGAGAAGGAAACACCAAUAGAGUUCCCAGCCUUCUCCCGGACGCCAGAGAGCCUUAGGUCGCUGAUUCAACGAUGUACGAUGGGCGCGCCGGAGUGGACACUGAAGGCAGAAUACAAAAUCAUACGCGAGGACCUCAGGUUUGUAUCUGUGCCGACAUCGGGGGUGAUCGGUGCAGGGGACGAAUGUACGCCGCACGAAGCCGUGUAUGCUGCCAAAAGAAUGUGGACAUGUCGUGUGCGGCAAAUGCAAGAUUUUAUGGAAACCAGGGCUCGUUGGCUCGCGGGAGCUUCAGUCGAGGGAGACGACGUGAUUCUUGGGUAUCCUUGUAGACCGUCCCUUGCCCAAGUGCUGUCAUUCCUCAAGCUGGAGGACAAAGGAAAAGAUGCGGCAGAGGCUUGA
This is a messenger RNA of Durotheca rogersii, 1782 nucleotides long. RefSeq lists its product as uncharacterized. Lineage: Eukaryota; Fungi; Ascomycota; Sordariomycetes; Xylariales; Xylariaceae. Gene Ontology annotation, molecular function: protein kinase activity; ATP binding. Gene Ontology annotation, biological process: protein phosphorylation. The transcript has a single exon. The coding region runs from base 1 to 1782 and encodes 593 amino acids. The record is from RefSeq and is a predicted model, not a curated record.